CGUGGGAUACAAAAAUAUUGUCAUCCGAAUCCCGAAUUAUCUCUACUACAUGGACUAUCAGCCGGUAGUCGUACAGAGGCAUGCUCGGCCAGCUGCGGCUAAGCAUAGUCCAGAGUCAAGAUAUUGGCGUCAAUUCAAACACCCAGUGUUCAUCAAGGAAUACGCACCAGUCACAUCUAUCCAGUUCUCUCUUUCUAAACCUCAUAGGUAUGCUGUAACAGCAGCAACGCGUGUUCAGAUUUAUGCACCCCGAACUCAGAAAGUGACAAAGACAAUCUCGCGCUUCAAGGAUGUCGCACGCAGUGGUAACAUCCGUCCUGACGGGAAGCUCGUCGUCGCAGGUGAUGAUACAGGUCUCGUGCAGGUCUUUGACAUCAAUUCACGCGCCAUCCUUCGUACAUUGGACUCGCAUAAGCAACCAGUACACGUCACUAAAUUCUCCGUCCUCGCACCCACCCAAGUACUCUCCUGUUCAGACGACACAACCGUAAAAUUAUGGGACGUCCCCUCACAAACUGAAGUAGUCACGUUCCAUGCACACACCGACUAUGUCCGCUCUGGUGAAGUUUCGACGUCGAAUCCGCACCUCAUCCUUACUGGUUCUUAUGAUGCGACUAUGAGAUUAUUCGACACGCGCACCAGUCAAUGCGAGAUGAUAAUGGGUGGCGGGGAUACCUCGAGUGCAGUACCAGUCGAGCAAGUCAAAAUGUUCCCAUCUGGUACGAUGGCCUUGUCCACCGCAGGUCCUAUCUUGCGCCUCUGGGACUUGGUCGCUGGUGGCCGUUGUUUACGUGCAUUUUCGAAUCAUCAGAAGACUAUCACCUCGCUAGCAUUUGAUAGCUCCGCGGGUCGUCUGUUGACGGGAAGUUUGGAUCAUAUGGUGAAGGUUUAUGAUGUCAGCUCGUACAAGGUUGUGCAUACCAUGCGAUACCCUGCGCCUGUUCUUUGUCUUGCCAUUUCCCCGGAUGAAACUCAUAUCGCUGCGGGAAUGUCAGAUGGCACGCUCUCGGUUAGACGCAGACAGCCAAAAGCUUCAGAAGCCGCGGAUCAGCCCUUCGCUGCUGCUUUAAAAUCUGGGGCCUUCGAGACAUUCUUAGGGGGCGCCCUUCCUGCAAUUGGUCAAGGACGCACAAAGUCAAAAAUCAAGCCUAAACCUACCGGAGAUGUGGACGAGUUGAGAAUCGAAAGCAGAAGAGCAAAGCGUCUGAAAGAGUACGACAGGCUCUUGAAAGGGUUCAAAUAUUCAGCAGCUUUGGAUUCGGUGCUCAGAAAGAAUGUCCCACCGACAACGGCUUUCUCUCUGAUACAAGAACUGAUACAUCGUGACGGCCUUCGGAGCGCAUUGGCAGGUCGAGAUGAUGUUCUUUUGGAACCAGUCUUGUGUCUUCUUGUGAAGCAUGUCACUGAUCCCCGUUUUGGUGAAAUGGUGUCCGACGUCUCAAGUCUAGUCAUCGAGAUGUACACACCGGUUCUUGGACAGUCACCUCUCAUCGAUUCACUCUUCAUGCGACUUCGAAAGAAAGUCCUUGCCGAGAUUCGGUUCCAAAAAGAACUUGUCAAAACAAAAGGCGCACUCGAAAUGAUUUUCGCGUCCGCUACACUGACUGCUGCAUAGCAGGCCAUACAACUUGUAUUCUAUGCACAUAUUGCUAUAUAUUUUAAUGCCCCAUGUCCGUCAUGAGCAUUCAUGCAGGAAGUCGAUAAGAUGUUGGAGGAUC
Molecule: messenger RNA, 1718 nt
Organism: Suillus bovinus
Lineage: Eukaryota; Fungi; Basidiomycota; Agaricomycetes; Boletales; Suillaceae
Product: WD40 repeat-like protein
Exons: 5
Coding region: 50-1615 (521 amino acids)
Biological process (GO): positive regulation of transcription by RNA polymerase I; rRNA processing
Cellular component (GO): nucleolus
Molecular function (GO): protein binding
Source: RefSeq, a predicted model, not a curated record